Molecule: messenger RNA, 8024 nt
Organism: Halichondria panicea
Lineage: Eukaryota; Metazoa; Porifera; Demospongiae; Suberitida; Halichondriidae
Exons: 24
Coding region: 16-7869 (2617 amino acids)
Molecular function (GO): protein binding
Source: RefSeq, a predicted model, not a curated record
CUGGUUCCUAUAAUAAUGGGACAGGAACAGUCCAAAAGUAUGGGACAGGAACAGUCUGCUGAGAAACAGGCCAAGGAGUUAUGGUUUGCUGCUGGGAAUGGUAAUGUCAGUAAAUUGAAGUCCCUGCUGGCAUGUGGGGCCAACCCUAACCACCCCAAGUAUUAUCGAUUAUGCAACUAUCCAUUACACAUUGCUUGUGGGAAUGGUCACCUGGAGAUAGUGAAGGCACUUGUUGAGGCUGGAGCAGACACUGAGAGAAGGGAUUCUUCCGGCAUCUCUCCAGUUCAUUAUGCAGCCAUGUGUUAUAAGAAGGUGUUGGUUUACUUGAUCAGGGAUUGCAAGUGCAGCGCUGAUGCCAGGGACGAGGACAACAAUACUCCACUCCACUAUGCAUGCUGUGGUGGUAACCUAGAUGUGGUGCAGUACUUGGUGGAGGAGGCCCACUGUGACAUCAAUGUACGUAACAACAACAACAAGACUGUACUUCAUACAGCCUGCCGUCCCUACCUACGUAUAAUUCGUGCGACAUCGCCUUCCCGUCAGCUUGCAGUGGUGAAGUACUUGGUUGAGAAGGCUAACUGUGACAUCAAUGCUACCGAUAAUGAAGGCAAAACACCCCUUGACAUAGUUAAAGGGAGGAGUCGUUACGAGGACAUUGUUGACUACCUCAAGACUCGACAAGAAUCAUUUAGACAACCAGGAAAAGAUGGUGUUGGGAGUCAAACAGCUGUUCCACUCACACAAGACGAGGCUGAUGCUCUGCAGAAGCUUCUCGAGGGAGCACAAGUCACCAUUGGUCAUCCCAUUGUUGCUGGCACAACCACUCUGGAGGAUGUUCAGCAGCUGCUUACUCAGAGAGGACUGGAGAUUAUGGCCGACGACCUCAGGACAAGACUCAGACUAAUUAUGACUGAGCAACGAAGAAACCUCGAGAUACUCAACAAUCUAAUGACAGAUGAAGACACUAUCGAUGUUUGCUACCCAAGGCUAUUUCUUGUUGGGCCGCCAUCUGUUGGCAAGACGACCACACUCAACCGACUGCUGGGGGAGUUUGAGAACAUUGACUCUGCUGGAGACAAAGCCAAGCUUAGAAGCACACUGCUUGCUAACUGCAAACAAAUACUUGCCUUCGUUAAUGAAAACACAGCAAAAUGGUUGUCAUCCAAAGAUGUUGACGAGGAAACAAAGCUCUUGUUUGGCUACUUGCGUGAAUCUAAGUCUGAAACCACUCCUAACAAAAAGAUAAGCAUCGCAACCUCAACCGAUUCUCCUGUAUUAAUACGCAAACAAAGAACUCGAUCUAAAAAUGCGACAAAACAAGAAAGCAGAUCACCACUACACCAAGCCACAGCUGCUCAGCGUACGACAAUGAGUCAUCCAAGAAGCAAACUAUUACCAAUAAAAUCAGAAUUACAACAGCUAAUAAGGAAUGCAGACUAUUCCAAAAUGGCUGAUUUCCUUGGCGAUAUUUUACUGAACAUUCACGACAUCGGAGGUCAGCCAGGCUUUUUGGAAAUGCUACCAGCCCUGAGCACUGGUCCGGCCAUGUAUCUAGUGUUCUUAGAUCUCAGUAAGGAACUUGACAAGCUGUACAAAAUACCUUUCAGUCGAGAUGGUAUGGAAAUUAUUCCCUUCAAUUCUGUUCACACUACAGAAGCCACAAUCUCUCAAAUCCUCACCUCUAUUGCCAGUGUCCAUUGCAUCUCAAGAGAUCCCACUCCUCUUAUUGAUGUUGGCAGAGCUAGUGAUGCUCUUAAAGAAAGAAUUAAAACAUUUAAACAAGUUAAACCGGUAGCAGCCUUGAUAGGCACACACAAAGACAAGCUGACCGACCCCGAGAGACAAAUCAGCGAGAAAAAUGAGGCACUUAAAAAAGUUAUCCAAAAAUUCCCCGAAAUUAUUAUUUCUCCAGGAUCAGAACAGCAGAAUAUUGAGCACAGCGAACCUCUAGACGGAGCCCGUACACAAUCAGGUUCAAAAUCUUGUUUCUUCUCAGUUGAUAACCUCAAUGGAACUGAAGUGUCUGACAUCGGCCCCGUUCGUAAUUUCUUAAGUCGAAUAAUUUUGUCUCGUUUCAAAAAUGCUUCUCUUCCAAUUCGACCGAAAUGGCUUAUUUUUGGGUUGCUUCUUCGAAAACAAUUUCAAAUAGCUACAAUUGAAGAUUGCUUUGAAUUAGGAGAAAUGCUAGAAAUGCAGAAAGAAGAAGUAAAAGUGUGUCUCUGGUAUCUUCACAACUGUGUUGGUACGAUCCUCCAUUACACCAACGUACCUGGUGAUGACGGUUGGCUCAAGGGUCACGUGAUCUGCACUCUUCAAGCUAUCUUUGAUAGCAUCAGCCAGUUUAUUCUCCUUUCUAUGCGAACGCUUCACUCAGGAGGUCCAGUUACCGACUACGAGCAGGCCGAGUUGGUUAAGAAGGGACAGUUUUCGAUCAAAUCCAUUGAAAUGUGUUGCAGAAACGUGGAAAUGUCUGAACUUAUUCCCGCAAAGCAUCUCAUUAAGUUAUUGGAGCACGUCAAACUUCUGUCCCCGAUAUCUCAUAAGGAUAAAUCAUCAGCGGAAGUUGUUCGCACUACCUACUUAAUGCCGGCUGUUUUGGAGUGUGCUUCACAAGAGGAGCUGGCGAACCCACCUCCACCAGACACCAACAACCCAGAACCACUCCACAUCACAUUCAGCUUUGGUUACGUACCAACAGGAGUCUUCUGUGGGCUCAUCACUCGACUAGUUUCCCAAGGCCCCCAUAAAAUCCUCGGAUUGACGUGGAAGUUGGUGGAAGACAGUGUCAAGAGAAACUGCAUCUCUUUCUAUGUAGAUGGUAUUCACAAGGUGACUCUGCUCUCGCACGAAAAGAGCUACGAAAUUCUAGUUUCCCGUGAGGAUCCAGAAUCUUCUCUGCACGACCUUUGCGCUCAUGCACUCUCUGUCGUUCUGUAUUUCCUCAAAACCUUGUAUGAGAAUUUGGUUCCAUUAAUCGCAUUCCAGUGUCCCUGUUCCAAUCACAAAACCAAACGAGACGUCACUAAUUUAUGUACUAUUUCCGAUGGUUCAAAAGUUCGAUUUCUUUGUAACGAUUCUAUGAAGCUCGUUAAAUUAAAACCGGAACAACGGAUCUGGCUUGGAAAGACCAAGAAGGUUGGUGAGGAAGCUGAACUAAAGGUGCUAAAGUUAGCUGAGGAUGGUUUUUUCUUCCACUGGACCAAAGAGGGCUCCAGACGUCAGAUCAAGACCACUGAUGAUCGGCCCAACACUCUGAGCUUCCCGAAUGUGAGAGAGGAGGACUUUGGUCACUACCAGUGUGAGGUGAAGGAUGCAGCUGCUGGGAAAGUGCUCCUCACUCUCUACACAGCUCUCUACAAAGAGGAGACAAGGUCACCAUUUAAGAUUACGACUCAACCCAACGAUAUUUGCUGUAAACCUGGGGAGCAAGCUAAACUAACGAUAUGGACAUCACCAUCUGCUACUACAUAUCAGUGGUAUUUUAGAAAUCAAGCAAUAUCAAAUCCUGACUACAAAGGACAAACAUCUGAAUGCCUCCUCAUAUCAAAGUUCCUUCCUAAGCAUAAAGGUGUUUACUGGUGUGUUGCUGAAGAUGGAUCAGGCACACGGACCACCUCACGUCAUGCAAUACUCACUGCAGAGGGAGAGAAUAUUGAAAAGCAAGAACUACAAUUCAUAGGGAAAAUGUUGGAAAAAUCUGCAAUUGACUUUGGCAACUACGGGAUUGAGAAGGAGCACCUACUCAAUGGUGAGAGUGAUGUGACUUAUGAAGAGAUGGAGUUUGUAAUGAAAUUGAAUCCAAGUACACAAGUCCUGUCCAUCAACCUAAAGCAGGAAAUCACAUCAAGACUGAAAGAGGAGCAACUCUAUGCCAAAGCCAUAAAAGAGAAGGUCUCCCUUACCUACACCAAAAUCCUUGCACUGGGCCCAGGCCAGGUUGGAAAGUCUACUUUUGUUCGCAGAUUGUUGGGAAUAAUGAAAGGAAACAUCCAAACAUCUCUUCCAGAAACACAGCCUCAAUCUAGCACCGGUAUUUCAGAGUCGAGAGAAGCUUGUAUACAGUAUACAAGAGUAACUUGUGCUGUUACUAAGGAAAGAAAGUGGGGUGCUUUACAACAUGAGCUACACGAUCAACUAAGUGGCCUAAUGUCACUAAUAGUGAAGCAGUCUCAGCAAAGCCCACAACAUGAAACUACUCAAUCAUCUAAAAAUAAUUGGCAAAUAGCCAGCAAGAUUGAAACUGUAGCUAAAGAAUCACUGGUUCAAGUGAUUAAAGACAAGAAACAUGAUCUAGUAUUAUCCCCUGGUAAUGAAGGUGCUGGAAUUCAAACCUUGGAAUCAUUGCCAGUUACUACUACUCCGCAAGAGCCAAUUGCUGGCAGACAAAUUCAAAAAUUGUUGCCAGUUACUAUUCAAGAGCCAAUUGCUACCAGACAAAGUGCAUUGAUGCCUAGGGAAUCAGAUAUUGAUAAAACAAUUAGAGAAUUCAAAGAACUAAAACAUGAAUCCAGUCAUAGACUAGAUCCGGUGGAAUAUGAAAUGCUGUUUAAUAUAGUUGACAUUGGUGGCCAACCAGCAUUUCUUGAAAUGCUACCAUCUUUAACUAUAGGGCCAGCUCUGUACCUUUUGUUUAUUAACCUUAAACAAGAUCUAAGUUCAAGAUACAGUGUGCCGUUCAAAUGUAAAGACUCAAAAACAAAUCUUUGUAAAGAUUACUCCUAUACUUCAGAAGAAGUAUUAUUUUCGGCACUUUCAAGCAUUGCUUGCUUUGGACACCCAGAUGAGCAAGUGGAAAAGUAUGUUCAGAAACCAGAAUCAGGUGAUAAGGAACGGAAAAAUUCUCUUGCAUUACUUGUGGGAACUUUUCUUGAUAAAGUUAAAAAUAAAGAAAUAGAAUUAACUAACCAGCAGCUGAAUGAACGACUUAAAGGCACAGCAUUUUAUACAGAAGGGCUCGUUCACAGCAAAAGCUUCAGCUUACUAGUGAACAAUAUGAGUGCAGACGAUAGUGAAAUAGAAGAUCACAGAAAAACACUAGAAACAAUACUUACCGAAAAGUUUCGAAAGUAUCAAAUUCCAACACAAUGGUUAAUGCUCAGCAUCUGUCUUAAGCUUCUUGCUAGAAACCAAAACAAGUAUCAUGUUUCCUUUAAUGAUUGCGUCAAGUUGGGGAAGUAUUUGGAAAUGGACGAAGAGAUGGUGAGUGUUGCCUUGCAGUUUCUCCACAAAUACAUUGGGCUUGUUAUGUAUUUUCCUCGGCAUGAAAACCUGAAAAAAAUCGUAAUAUGUAAUCCCCAAGUAGUAUUUUCAACUAUCAGUGAACUAAUCUUUAAUGUUUACGAUCACAACAAGAAUCAAGUUAGCGAGGCACAGUAUGACCGCUUUGUGGAAACUGGAUGCUUUUCACCCCAAGAUAUCAUGCUAACACAUGUGAAAAAAGAUAAGAAGCUUCUUUCUAUUACCACUUUAGUUGAUCUACUAGCGUACUUAAGCAUAGCUGCUAAAGUUCCCGUAUCUUCUGGUAAGGACGAGGUGUUGUAUUUUCUGCCUGCGGUUCUUCAAACUGCUGAAACAGAUUCUAUUAAAAGAAAGCAAAAAGGAGGAAAUGACGAAUUGCUUCCAGAACCAAUCUGCAUUCGAUUCAAAACAGGAUAUAUACCUUUAGGAUUUAUCUGUGCUUUAAUUGCAAAUCUUACCGCUGAAAAAAAAUUCGAUCUACUUUUUGAUGAAAGCAACAAGAUCUACAAGAAUAUGAUUCAAUUUAGAUUCCAAGGUAUAAUCAAUGUCACUAUAAUUUCUUUGCCAAGAUAUUGUGAGUUCCGUGUCACUAGGCAGCUCACAAAUGAUGAUGUCAUUGAGUUUUGGAGUGAGGAUGGUUGUCCUCUUAUCAUGGAAACUAUACGUACAGUUGCCAAUAAAGUUAAUCAAUCUUUGCAGCAUGGCUUGCGUUCAGUGAAAAAUGAUUCUGAAAUAUAUGAUUUUGCUUUCCAUGCGCAUUGCCAAAGGAAUUCCGAUGCUGACUUCGGACAGGAAUGUCUUGCUAAACUUAACUAUAAUGAUUCCUAUCAAGAGAUUGACUCAGACAAAAAUAUUCCGGAUAAGGUUAUAUGCACAAAAUGUAAAACUGCUAUUCCACUAACUCCCGAAAUGAUGGUAUGGUUUGGUAAGGUUCCAAGCACUCCUCUAAGAAUUUGCGAGCAACCUGCUCGAAAAGGAAAUCACAUAAGUAUACGUGCUGAUGGAGUACGACCACUAACAUAUGAAUGGCUUGUAGGUGGAAUAAAGCGCUGUGAUGGUGACAACCACGACUAUGACGGCUAUACAACAGACAGUCUUAUCAUUAUGGAUACCGAUUUACUGUCGGAAGGUCUUUUUAAAUGCCAAGUAAAAGACAGAUUUGGCAUCUGUGUUGAAUCUGAUGAGCUUGAUCUCUUUGAAGAUCAGCUCAGAAGAACUUGGAAAUUAAAAAAAUCAGAAAUCAAAAAAUUAAUGAAAAAAGGAUUUACAAGUAUCAGAGAACUGAAACGUCUCCAGCUUGACACGCUGGACUUUAACGAGGGUGAGAAGGAAAGGAUGAGACCACUCCUCGCUUCUCUUCAGACAAACAAAUCUGACAGUUCUUCAGCUUCAGGUAAAUUAUCUGCUGGAACAAGUAAAGAGUUAAAAUGCAAUAGUACCGAAUUCAUUGUGAAGACGCCAUCAUUAGAUGAGGGGUCCCUGUCAUCAGAAAGGCUUCAACACUCAGCAGCUCCAGUCCAGAGAGUUGGAACUACAAUAUCAUCAUUAGCAGGUGAAUUACGUACUACAAGGAGGAAGCGUAAAAACAUCGAAUCCAUUGUGAAGACACCAUCAUCAGAUGAGUCAACGAAAAGGCGCAAGAGCACGGCUUCAGCUAGUGACAAAGUCAUUACUACUCAAGGAGGUGAAUUACGUACUACAAGGAGGAAGCGUAAAAACACCGAAUCCAUUGUGAAGACACCAUCAUCAGAUGAGUCAACGAAAAGGCGCAAGAUCACGGCUUCAGCUAGUGACAAAGUCAUUACUACUCAAGGAGGAUCACCUGCUAAUCGAGUCUCUCUCCAAGAACUAAUGAGGCAAUACAGUCUGACUGACAAGCAGCUCAACCGUGAAAUAAUUAACUCUGAAUUUUCCUACCUGGCCAAAUAUUUCGAUGAUGUAGAAAUUUAUUCGAAUGCCAUGGAACUAGAUCCUGCCGAACAAGCCGAUGUGAAGAGGUUGCACCAUAGCGAAGGUUCUCAAGCAGCCAUGAUGAAAUGUUUGAAAACCUGGAAACAACAUAAUUCUUCACGAGCAACUUACAGAGCUCUACUGGAUAUCGUACUAAGCUUGGGGAAAGGAGACACAGCUGAUCGUAUUUGUCGACAAUUGACCCAACGUAUAAGUACAUGUGUAUCAGUGCCCGCCCCUCCCCCUUUUCCUCUCCCCUCAGCAGCUCCAGUCCAGAGAGUAGAAACUACACCAGCUAGUGAAGACAGUCAAGUCCGUACUAGAAUAUUAGGACCACCUGCUAAUCGAGUCACUCUUCAAGAACUAAUGAGGCGAUACAAUCUGACUGACGAGCAACUCAACCGUGAAAUAGUGGACUCCGAUACUCCCGUAAUGGCCUUAAAUUUUGAUGAUGUGGAAAUGUAUUCAACUGCAAUGGGGCUAGCUAUUGCUGAACAAGCCGAUGUGAAAGAAUCACGUGGAAAUCAAGCAGCCAUGAUGAAGUGCCUGCAAGUCUGGAAAGAACGUGAUCCUUUUCAAGCAACUUACAGAGCUUUGCUGGAUAUUGCACUGAGUUUAGGGAAAGGAGAAACAGCUGAUAAAAUCUGUCAGCAAUUGACCCAACAUCAUACACUGGACUGAUGAAGUGAUUACACAUGCAGAGUGUCGGAUUGUACAAACACUGAUUAUGAUAGAUAGUUUAUUGACAUGUAAUAUAAUUGUGUGCUUCAUUUUUAUAGUUGACUGUUAUAUAGCUCUCCAUUUUUAGUACUUGAUACACCAAUUUUUCCAGAGAU